GUUUUAUAUUACAAAUAUUUAAAGCGUUAUUGUUACAAUAAAUACUUAUCAUUUAGGUACCUAGAUAUAGUUUCAGAAGAUGAAGAUAUAAACUAUUUAGGUUAGUGGCAUUAGGAAGUGCUAAUCUAUGCUAAUCAAACCGUUGAGUUGUGGCGGAUACGAGGACAUUCAAAAUUAAGUUUUAAACCAUUGUCACAAUUUUGCAGCUGAUGACACACAAAAAUAGAACUCCGAAAAUGGUGCGAUGAAAAUUGUGGCAUUAUUUUUUGUUCACUUGUUCAGUAGGUAGUGUCUUUCAGCGAUUUUAUCGCCCAUUUAUAAUUGUACACAAUCAAUGCUUAUCAGAGUGUUUAAUUAAAUUUAUAAUUAAAUUUAAAAUAAUGAUAUAGUUUGGUAUGGGCAAUGUUGCCGAGGGUUCUACUGCGCAAGUCCGUAACCCCGUCAUGCGCAAUCGUAAUCGUUAUAACUCACCACCCACGACAUUACUGUUUGUGUUAUUUACUAAUUUAAACAAAGAAAAUUUUAUCAUUAAAAUUGAUGUAAAAGUAUCACAGUUAUACCCUUAUUCGGUGUUGUUAAGUUUGAAUGUAAAACACUUUGAAAAAUAUGAAACAAUAACCUCAAAUGUUCAAUGCAGUUGUUAUUAAUAAUUCCGUGUGUGUUUAGCAAGUGCUAUUUUAACAUAUGAUGCUAUGCAGUUUUUUGUAGCGUUGUUAUGUUUACAAAAAUGAUAACGGCUUAAUUCAUCGAUAUCUCGGCUGAACACUGAAAAGAAAAUAAAAUGCUAAAACUGUCCAGAUGAUGUCUGGCUAAUACCCUAGAAGUUAUUUGGGGUACUGGCGCUAAAGCCUAAUGGGAAAGGCAAGGGGAAACGGUGUGUGGAGUUGGCGCUGCCGCUGGAGCGUGGUGUCGAUAGCAGCGAUUGCGUUGGUGGUGUACAAUGCUGUUGCGAACAUGUGGCUGCUCCAUCCACCCUCGUGCCCCGUGCACACCACCCCGCCACCGACAGACCCUCCGACGUGCGAGCCUUGCAUCGACACAGUUCCCAAUGCUGCCUUAGAUGACGAUCCAAUAUCUAGGAUAGAUUUACGACUUGGUAGAUGGGAUGGCAGUCGAUCAUACAAGCUGUUUGACAACGCCGUUGUUGGCGACACGUAUUCUGAGGUGUCAUCAAACUAUCACGUCUGCUUAGCAACACAAAGCUCGAUAGAAAGACUUCAUGAGUUAUUAAGGACAGCAGCCCACUGGACGGGACCCAUUUCUGUUGCCGUUUUGGUUGCUGGGGAAGAAUUAAGGCUGCUGAGGGGCUUCACUACGUGGCUAUUUAGAUGCCAGCCGGAGAUUUAUUCGAGGAUAGCGCUACACGUCACUAUACCAGCGGCCAGGCCGGCCACACACGGCACGAUGCCGGCUUGGGCACGGGACUGUGAAACACCACCACUGCCACCAGAGGAUGCCAUCACAUGGAAAGUAAGGCAUCCAUACCCACAAAAUCACAUGAGGAACUUGGCAAGAAAGAACUGUCACACGCCUUAUGUAUUUUUAGUGGAUGUCGAUAUAGUACCUUCAAAGGGUAUGGCAGAUGCUUUAGAUAAGUUUUUAGCAACCACACCCAAGUGCCCACUGUGCGCUUAUGUGGUGCCAACUUAUGAAUUAGAUCAAAGAGUAGCAAAAUUCCCAGCUAACAAAUCGGAGAUCGUGAGACUGUCUAAAAGGAAACUGGCGAUACCUUUUCAUCGGAAAGUGUUCAUUUACAAUCAGUACGCCUCAAACUUUUCUAGGUGGGAAGCCAGUGGUGGUAACGAGACUUCGGAAACUCACAUCAGUCACGACGUGACGAACUUUGAGCUGCUGUACGAGCCGUUCUACGUUGCGCCGGAUACCGUGCCGGCACAUGAUGAGCGGUUCCUGGGGUAUGGAUUCACGAGGAAUUCCCAGGUUUACGAGAUGUUCUUAAAUGGGUAUCAAUUCAAGGUGCUAUCGCCAAUCUUCACGGUCCACUGGGGCUUGCAGGCGAGGACGAACCGGCCUCUAUGGCGGGAGAGACAAAACGAGAAGAACAGGAAACAUUUCGAGACGUUCAAGAGGGAACUGUUUGCGAGGUACAGGAAAGACCCUCUGCACUUACUGAGAAGACCGCAGCAGAAGAAGACCUAGGCAUCGCGAGGCCGUGCAACAUCCGCCGGCCUCGGAAUACUUGUACCUAUCGCGUCUCUUAUGGUCUUCUGACAGAAAUGAACGAUCAGUGUUUAAAGUGAGCUUACAAAUCUUUUUAAGAAUACAUCUGUCUACUAUGACUCUACUGAGAGAAACAUUGAAUGUCGUAGAGUAAAUGUUGAACGUUGAGACUUCCCCAACCUCAAACGUGUUGACUUUUGGUUUAAAUGAUUAAAUGGUCGUGUUAUAGAACUGUUGUAAUGUCAGAUUCUAGUGUAUAUUGGAUGUUUGUAUACUAAAGUAUUUAAUCGUAAUCAUGUUAGUUUUAUGUGAGUUAUUACAUUUACAGAAAUAUUGUUUGUUGUCAAAGAAGUCGAAACUGUUGUCUGUUUUCCAUGACAGAUUUUAACAAUGUUUAUUUUAUAAGAAAACCUUUACAUUUAAUUUAUCUUAACGCACACAAAGAUGUUUAUCGUCAGGUACUUACACUAGUAUAUUUUAUUGUUAAGAAGUUAGCACGUAGACAUGGGUUGUGCCUGUUAUUACCAUCAUAAUAUGUAUGCUGGUUGGUUCAUGAUUAUUCAUCCCUUGUUAUUAAGUAAAAAUAACUUUAACGUAUUGGACUGGAAUGCAAUGAUAAAUAUUUUCUUUUCGUUAGUUUUUUUAUCACGACUGCUGAAAAUCUUAAACAAGAGCAUGGUCAUUUAGCGUUGUAAAAAGUGUUUAAAUUUAAUUAAUAUGAAAAUAUAAGUUUGAUGGAAAGUGUUAAGGUUUACCAUCAUCUAAUUCUGUGUCUAAACCGUGAUGCUAUCGGAUAAAACUCAGAUGUGCCUACUUAAAUAUUGACGGCAACAGUGCAGCGUGCGAAUAGCAGACAUUGCUCUGUUCACUUGUUUAGGCGCUUAAAAGUAUUAAAAUCCAAGGAGUGUUAACUUCAAUAUCAGUUAUCGAUCUAAAACACGUUUUAAAAUACCCUUACAUCAUAAUAAAUUUAUUACAGGUUUUUAUUUCAUUGCAUUUAGAAUUAGAUUAUGAAAAGUAUAAUUGUUGGUAUUUUUUUAAUGAUCAUAUCUAUACUACGUAUUAAUACGUGUAAAGAAGAAAAUCUAUCACUACAUUCAGAAGGGGCAAACAGUAUUCCUAUUAGUUAGAUUGUUUUGACGUUUCUUAUCAGUUAAGCGUAUUUUUUAAUAAUUAAUUUGUUAUUGCUUAAAUAAAUGUUAGCUAUAGUAAGCACAAAUAAAGGAAGCACAAUUGUGAUGUGUUAUUUAAUAAGAAUUUUUCGAAAUAUAUUUUGUUCAUUCUGAUUUAUAGUAUUGCUUUGCUACAGCAGGAGAUCUACCUAGAUAUACUUAAUUUAAAUUAUAUUUUGUCUGCUUUUAGCAAGUACAGUUUUUAGUAGUUUCUUUUUUGAAGAA
Molecule: messenger RNA, 3575 nt
Organism: Trichoplusia ni (cabbage looper)
Lineage: Eukaryota; Metazoa; Arthropoda; Insecta; Lepidoptera; Noctuidae
Product: beta-1,4-glucuronyltransferase 1-like
Exons: 5
Coding region: 853-2157 (434 amino acids)
Molecular function (GO): glucuronosyltransferase activity
Source: RefSeq, a predicted model, not a curated record